Messenger RNA from Cryptomeria japonica (Japanese cedar), 824 nucleotides. RefSeq lists its product as uncharacterized. Lineage: Eukaryota; Viridiplantae; Streptophyta; Pinopsida; Cupressales; Cupressaceae. The transcript has 2 exons. Bases 467 to 796 code for a protein of 109 amino acids. The record is from RefSeq and is a predicted model, not a curated record.
CAGUUAGGUUGUGUUGGAGGCCCUUCUUCCUUACCUCCAUAUCGUCCCACUCAGUUUGGUACUGCUGGUGCUUCCGUUUCUGCUUCUACUUCUAUAAGUGGCAGUGCCACCGCCACUUCUCAUGCUCCUACCACUAGUAGUUGUAGUGGGAAUGUUACCAUUGGACCUAGGAUUCGUAAAUCUAGGUUGGAUUCCUUCCUUGUGCCUCGCACUAUUCCUAGGUCCCAACCGUCGCUUGAGGGCAUGGGUUGGAACAAGGAGGUCCAUGAUGCUGCUAAAAUGGCAAUUGGCAGGUUUUGGAGCUACAGCUGUAUUCCAUUCUUUGUAGCCAGGUGAAUGUUUUACUAACUUUUAUGUUUGAUAACUUUGAUUGUUUUAAUUUUUAUACUUAACUUAUCUCAUUGAAUUUUUAUACUUAACUUAUCUCAUUGAGUUUCUUUGCGACAGGUCUCCUUAUUGGCAACAAAUGGUUGAUGCCAUUACCAUAUGCGGGGCGGGGUUCAAAGCCCCUAGUGAGGGUGAUUUGAGGGGACCCAUUUUGUCUCAAAUGGUGGAUGAUGUGAAAAAGGAUUUAGAUGAACAACGCCACAUAUGGAGCACUAAAGGUUGCACCAUCAUGACUGAUGGUUGGACGGAUAGGAGAAAUAGAACUCUCCUUAAUUUUCUUGUUUCUUCCGCAGGGGGCACCGUUUUCAUCAAGUCCAUUGAUGCCUCCGCCCAUUGCAAGAAUGCCACCUACCUAUGUGAGAAGAUAGAGGAGGUGAUUGAAGAUGUGGGUGAGGAGAACGUGGUAUAGGUGGUGAUCGACAAUGCAGCAAAUUAUG